Messenger RNA from Brassica rapa (field mustard), 4917 nucleotides. RefSeq names its product pentatricopeptide repeat-containing protein At5g24830. The record is from RefSeq and is a predicted model, not a curated record. Gene Ontology annotation, molecular function: protein binding. Lineage: Eukaryota; Viridiplantae; Streptophyta; Magnoliopsida; Brassicales; Brassicaceae.
AAUAUGACAGUUCCAGCUAUUGAGGGAACGAGCCUGCUUGCACUGGCCGUCCUAAUCGAUACAUAGGUUUAGAAUGUCACACAGCAUACGUAUUUUAGCAAAAAACAUAGUGCAGAAAUGCACUGUUGUUGUUGGCAUCUGUCCACUCCAAAUCUCCAAUGCAUAUGGUGUAUUUGAAUAUUAUAUACUGUCAAUUAUCAUUUCUUAGCCUUCUGGUACAUAUAAAACACAAAUCAACCAUAAAUCGCAGGUUGAUUUUCUUGGUGAUAAACUCAGAUGUAAUAUUACGUAACAAUCCAGAAAAUUAUUUAAAGGCGAUGAAAAAGGAGAAAAGAAGUGGAAUAUGUUGAAAUAAGCGUUGUCGGUUUUCGGAAUCUAAGGUACUGGUGGGCCGACAAAAGUAGACAUGUAAAAAAGAUUUUGGUCAGGCAAUCAUAAACUCAAAUCUUUGUACGCAUUUUAACACUGACACUCAUCAUCGCUUUCCUCUUUUAAAUGUCUCAGCUUUUUAGUUACGUGCAUUAUUAUCAUGUUCCCGUCGUAUCCUCUCUUCAUUUUGUUGUUUUACUUGCAUAAUCUGCUGACUGCUGAGCAUAUAAAGAGCCGGAUAGGACAAGAACAAAACGCCACGGUUUACCAGGACAGGCAAAUUAAGCCCACUCUCACUCAUUCAGACUAGCUACUAAUUUAACCUUCUGCCUGUUGCUAGCUUAGAUUGUUUCCCUAUAUUAUUGGAAAGGACCUAUUUAUUUCUCUACGAACCUAAAACUACAAACUUCUAUAAUAUAUACGUCUAACACGUUAGGAAAAUGCUAUCUUCAACAUUUUCUUAAGAUAAAAACAGUUAUUAACAGAAAAAUCUUGUUAUAGAAUAUCGUGUGCAGCGAGCCGAAGAGGGAGAUCAAUGUAUCUUUUUGGCAGGUUACUACAACUGUCCAAUAUUACUAUCGUCUCUACUAACGUUAAUAGUGGUUCACGCACAUGGACUCAUACGGUCAUACCAAUUUCUUUAUUUUAACUGAUAUUUUUGUUUAUUUUGUGUGUAAAAAUGGCCGUUCCUGAGAUUUUAGGGGCAUGUGGCUGUGUAUAUGUAAAAAAAUUUCUUUUACAAAUUUGGGGGUUUAAAAUAUUUUUUCGAAGGCCUAUUUAUAUGUAACUUUUUUCAAAAAUUUUGGGAACUUGUUACAAAUGUUCCACCUAGCAUGGUUCAGGGCUGGCCCUGCGUGCAAAUUGAGUCUCCAUAAGCAAACAAGUUUCGACCUUAUCCUUGUGUGUGACUAACUGUCUAUAUACAUCUUUAUGUUUGGACUAAUACGUAUAAUUCUUUUUCUACGGGGACAAAUGACACUUGAGAUUCACAUUGAUCGUGACCAGGCCUUUCCAAGGAGAAGCAACUAGCGCCAAAAACAAUAGAAAUAAAUACAGACUUACAGAGUAGCAGCUGUCGAAUUUGUCGGGGCUAUCAUGUUCCAUUCAGUAAAAAACCAUAUCCCUUAUAUAUUAUUCAUGCAAAACGGUUAAUAUUAAAUUCAAAGAUGUGAUUAGGGAAGUGGGAAAUUGAGGAAAUAUAUGAGAAUAAGAUGAUGAGGGAAGGGGGUCUUACCCAAAAUGGAUAUAUGGCCAUGAAAGGCUGCGAUUGAUUGAUUCCCUCCCCUCUUGCGUUACUUUUGUUUUACAAGUUGACUACUUAACACGCAGCGUGACACAACUAUGAAGUCAUUAUUAUUAUACAGCAUAAUAGCAAUUGCCUCGUAGCCGAAAGAGAAAUGUAACAAUAUGUGUAGCAGUCAUCAUAUCUAUUAGCAUAUUCUAGCCAUAAACAACUGAUGCUUUUUUUUUUUUUUUGGUAAAAUGUUAAGAUUUAUACCAUUUUUUAGAGUUUUGCAAUGUUGUGUAAACACAACUUAUUCAAGAAGACAGAGGAGAGGGAGCAAAAGGGAAGAGAAGGAACUAGCAAAAGAAAAGGAAACAGGAAAUAGGAAUGCCCAAGUAACGAUUACACAUUUCUUUCUCAGGUUACACAAGUAACGAUUAAUUUUAAGCAUACUGUAUACUUACAUCCAGGGAGAGAAACAGGUCAAAAUAACUGUAUGUAGUUAGAGCCCUCCUAUUGCAAGUUUUAAAAUAGAUUUCACAAAUUUAAUACAACAAAAAUAAUAAAUAUAAAAAAUGGAUUAGGUUUCUCAAAUUUGAAAUACAAAUUCUUUUUUUUUUUGAGAAACCAAUGAAGAAUCUUGCAAUGAUUGUUAACCGCAGUCUCAAAUUAAAAGUAAAAAUAAAAACGAAAGUAAAAAAAUGUAGAGGCCAUGUUAAGCCCAUUCAUAGCUGAGCCCAUCGUUAAGGGCUACGGCCCAUCAUAAGCAAGAACCCUAAUUUUAUGAUUUUGAUGGCGUCAUCUGCAAUCUCCAGGAUCAGGUACUCAAAAUCUCGAUUCUUUUCAGAAUAUCAUUUCCCCUCAAACCCUUAUACUGAUAUAUCGAAUACAAGCACAUAUGUAAAUCUAUCCUUCAGCUAAGAUCAGAAGCCGUUGUGUGUAUGAAUCGUGUGAAUGUGUGUUUCUUAACUCGAUGCGUAUUGGAUAAGGUGGAGGAGCAAUAAUUCAAUCCCGAUCAGAAAGUCGUUUCCUUUUUGCAAGCUUUAGUGUCUGAUUAAUCCAUGACUCUUCUCAUCUCUUGUGGGGAGGUUUCGUCCUCUCAAACCAAUGUACUUCGCUUACUCAACCAGAGCGUUGACUUUUUAUUCGACAAUGUCUCUAGGAUCCUUGCUCCUGUUUUCACCAACCUAAGGGACUUUGAAAUGCGUCUUUCUUGUAUCGAACGUCCUCAGUUCACUCCUGGCGAUCAUUCUCAUUUGUCUACUGAGAAUUGGAUCUCUGAUAAAAAGGGUUAUGACGACCAUAAGGGAGACCCUGAAGCUAACUUCAACGCGCUGGAUUCUAUCUUGAAAAGUAGUUUGGAUCGUCUUGCUUCCUUAAGGGGGAGUGUAUGUCGGACAAAGAGCCUCAGAUACGAUGAAUCUAUAGCGAUCCACGCGUCUAUAAUGAGGGAUCUUUGUUUACAAGGGAAGCUGGACGCUGCUCUCUGGCUACGGAAGAAGUUGAUGCAGAGUGGGUUUAUUCCAGGUUUGAUCACACACAAUCAUCUUUUGAAUGGGUUGUGUAAGUUAGGUAGCAUCGACAAGGCGGAUGGGCUUGUUAAAGAGAUGUGGGAGAUGGGUCCUUCUCCCAAUUGUGUUUCUUACAACACUUAUAUCAAGGGUCUUUGCAGUGUUAACAAUGUAGAUAAAGCUCUGUAUCUCUUCAGCACUAUGAGUAAAUACGGCGUUAAGCCCAAUAGAGUGACUUGCAACAUACUAGUGCAUGCGCUUUGCCAGAAAGGUCUUAUGGGUAACACAAAGCUUCUUGAAGAGAUUUUAGAUAGUAGCCAGGCGGAUGCGCCUUUGGAUAUAGUCACUUGCACCAUUCUGAUGGAUAGUUGUUUUAAGAAUGGGGAUGUUGUUCAAGCCCUUGGGGUUUGGAAGGAGAUGUCGGAGAAAAACGUCCCUGCUGAUUCGGUUGUGUACAAUGUCCUUAUCCGUGGCUUAUGUUCGAGUGGAUACAUGGUGGAUGCUUAUGGGCUUAUGUGUGACAUGGUGAAGAAAGGAGUUGAUCCUGAUGUUUUCACUUACAAUACUCUCAUAAGCGCCUUGUGCAAAGACGGGAAAUUUGAUGAGGCAUGUGGUAUUCACGGUACCAUGGAACGAGCUGGUGUUGCUCCCGAUCAGAUCUCAUACAAAGUUAUCAUUCAAGGUCUGUGUAUGUACGGAGAUGUGGCCAGGGCCAACGAGUUCCUUUUGAGCAUGCUAGAGAGCUCUCUCCUUCCGGAGGUUCUGCUAUGGAAUGUGGUGAUUGAUGGCUAUGGAAGAUGUGGAGAUACCAGCAACGCUUUAUCUGUUCGAAAUCUAAUGCUUUCUCACGGCGUUAGACCGAAUAUUUACACAAACAAUGCUUUGAUCCAUGGGUAUGUGAAAGAAGGAAGAUUCAUCGAUGCAUGCCAGUUUAAAGAUCAAAUGCGAUCAACCAGUGUCUAUCCAGAUACUACUACGUAUAAUCUGCUACUAGGUGGUGCUUGUACGUUCGGUAACUUGAAGUUGGCUUUUCAGCUGUAUGAUGAGAUGAUAAAAAAAAGAUGUCGACCUGAUCUGAUUACUUAUACCGAGCUGAUUAGAGGGCUCUGUUGGAAAGGUCGGUUGAAGGAGGCAGAAGAGCUUUUGUUGAGACUGCAGGCGUCUGGCUUGACACUGGAUCAUGUUCCGUUUUGGAUACUUAUGAGGAAAUACACCAAGUUGAGGCGACUAGACGAGGCGUAUUUGGCUUACAAAAAUUGGCUAAUGACGAGGAGCAGCGGAGGAGUUGCUUGUCCGAGCAGGCUAAAUCACGUGCAUACAGAACAUUAAGCAGUAAUGUGCUACUUGAAACAAGAAACAGAGCAAGUUUACCAUCAUUCCCUUUCAGGUAGUUGUUCUGAUGUGGACGCCUGAGCUAUGUUCAGUUUCUUUUAUAUAUGGUCAAACCAUUAGAUUGUUGAAGAGAUAUGAAUCUUGACUCCUUAUGCAUAGAGAAUCUGAGACGAGGAAGGAACACUUGAGCUAUGUAGCCUAUGUUGGUGAAGUGACAGGUGAUUACAGAAUGCUUCACGUCUUGAAAAUGCAAGGAGACCUCAAUUGAUAUCUUAAGAAUCAAUUGAUAUGUUUUCUUCCAAUCCCUCAUAGAUUAUAGUUACAUCCAGGUUUUGAUGAAUGUUUUCGGCUUUAGGGGCUCACAGGGCAGUUCCUCCCCAAUAUACUUUCUUGUAAGAAACUUGAAAAGCCUUUUAUUGUUAGAACAACGUGAAUCAUCAUCUUGGCUUAUGCCAUUACAUUUUAAAACUUCAUUUUUAA